UAUACGAGUAUAACCUGGUUUGGGUCAGUUUACGCUUUAUAAUCCGCGAAUUGUCCACAUUGACCUGUUCUUCAAGUAAUCGAUUGACCAAAGCGAUCGGGAACAUGCUUGUUAUUUACCAAUGACUCUAGUUCCGUUGGUUUAUUGUAUAUCUGCGUCUUUGUUUGUUAAUACGUCUGACCGCCGCGGUGGUCUAGAGAUAGAGCGUUCGCCCCGCAUGCGGAAGGUCGGGGUUCGAAUCCCGGCCGCGACAGACCUAAAAUAGGUAGUGACAGUUCCAUCGCCAAACGUUCGGCAUCAGGUGUGAAUGUCACGGGUCCUCGGAGAGGACAUUAAAAACGGAUGUCCCGUGUCACAGCAGGUAGAGCAUGCUAAAGAACCCUCACUGCUCAAUGGCCGUAAGCGCCGAGCAUAGGUCUUAGUGACGUUAAACAAGAUACAAUCAAUCUGUUGCAUGACCGGAAGUGAUUUUUAUUUUUUUUAAUUUUUUAUUUUUUGGUGGAUUUAGGAUGUAUGUGUGCGGAAUGAUAUUGUUUUGGGUUGUAACAGAAUAUAUUGUGGAAUGAAAUUUUCCUGAUGUGUUACAGAAUGAAAUUCUUUUUGGUACAUUAUAGCUGUAUAUUAUUUAGGCCACUUUUUGGUACAUUAUAGUUUUAUAUUAUUUAGGCCACUUUUUUAAAUAAAAGUUUUCGAAAGAUUAUCAAGCGCUUUAGAAUAAAUAAAAACAGGCAAGGACGAGUACCCAGAUAGCGGAUUGUGACGGGACUACCAAGUGCAACCCUUCCACCGGUUAGUGUGACACUUUAUCGUUGUGUAUUAUAUACCUAUAUGAGGUCUUUAAGGUCCACAUACCUAUCUUAUUCCACUACAUGUUACUUGCAGCAGCUGAAUGAGAGAUCUCCGUGCCAUUUUUUGAAUCAUAAUGAAGGUAUUCAGGUUCAUGUAAACUAGGGUGUUAAAAGUCUUUAAUUAAAACUACACGGAGCGACUUGGGGUUUGGUUUCUGGUCUUCUACAAUAUAUUAACCUUCAUGCACUAAAUAACUUUCUAUAAUUAAAACGACCCGAUGUCAAUUCUGUUAAAUACUCGCUCGAUUGCACCUGCUAACACGACAAAUGAAUGUUAUGAAAGAGAAAUCGCUUCAUCAUCUGAAAUUCCCGGAUAAAUAGUACAUGUAUAUAUUGUAGGGUUCAAUCAAGCACGGACCUGAAAUCGUAUACCCAAACCGUGCAUUAUAAAUGAACGCUAAACAGCGUGCCGCCGGAGUCGGAGCGUAGAUGGCCUGCUAUAAGUUACACUACUUUGCCGUGAGGGGACGGGGGGAACUGAUCAGAAUGUUGUUCAUACUCGCCAAAGUGGAUUUUCAGGACAUUCGCGUAAACGAAGGCGGUGUGGAUGAAUGGGAGGAGUAUAGGCACGGCACCCCAACAGGUGAGCUUCCUUUCCUGGAGGUCGAUGGAAAACAGCUGACGCAAAGUCUCACCAUAGCACGAUAUUUAGCGCGCAAGUUUGGGUUGGCCGGAGAUACAAACUGGGAGCAGGCACUAGUGGAACAGAUUGUGGACACAUGUGACGACCUGAGAGCGGAAAACGCCAAAAUCAUCCACGAAAGAGACGAAAGCAAACUGAAAUACCUUAAAUCAAAGAUGACAGAAGAAGUCUUACCGAAGUUCCAAAAUAGACUCACCAGAUUUCUACAACAGCAUGGUGACAGAUACUUUGUUGGAUCGAAGAUCACACUGGCGGAUCUAGCGGUACACGAAGUGUUCACGACUUUCCUUCAGAAUGAUCCCUCUAUUCUGGAUGAACACAACAGCCUAACAGAACACCGACGGUUGGUGGAACAACAUCCAAACCUUCGUGAAUAUAUCUUAAACCGACCUUACUCUGUCGUGUAACAGUUUACAAGUUCACAUAGUGAUAUCAAUGGCAUAGGCCAAGAAUGUUGUGUUUGUAGGGCCAUGCUAUAAAAUCUGGAAUCCGAUGAUAGGAACCAAUACGUGCCUGGAAUAAUCACAGACAUUGAAUUUCUUUAACGACAUAUCAAGAUAAAACCAUCCACCGAGUCGGUUUUUUUUAGACGUAAUAUUAAUCAUUUUAUGUAGCAUCACCAGCUGUUGAUAAAUGAAAAAUGAUGGACUUUGUGUAUGUAUAUGAUGGACUUUGUGUAUGUAUAUGAUGGACUUUGUGUAUGUAUAUGAUGGACUUUGUGUAUGUAUAUGCAACAAUGUAAGGCGAGUACCUAGUAAGUUGUUAAACUUGUGUUCAAACCUUUUUUUUUUAUGUUAUCAGUACAAUGAAAUACACUCAUAUUAAGGAAUAUGAGAUUAAAUACCUCAUCACGUAGCAUUUCUUAACAUCGUUAUGAAAGUUGAAUUAGCAUCACUAAUGGGGUUUAAUAUUACAGGAGAUCUUUUUAUACAUUGCAUGCUAUGAUAUGAGUAAAAUACUCAGUAGCCGUUUUGUACUUUAGUCGUUAUUUCUAUAUUUUUAUUUUUAUUAUUAUUAUCAUUAUUAUUUAUUUUUUGUUAUGUUAUUGUCGAUCAUUGCAUAUUCAGAAUGCAUUGUUGUUUUCUGUUUUAUCUUUUAUAGGGGAUUCUACAAUAUUGACGAUUUUCUUAUUAUAGAUGUCUGUCCAAAUUUUAAAAUUUUAACCAUUUAUUUUCAAGUGAAUAGUUUAUACAUUUUGCAUAAUAUAUUUUUUCAUAUUCAUUGAAAUACUUUGUUGCUUUUCGAAGUGAAAUGAAAUUUAAAAUGAAUAUUUCCUCAAGAAUUUCGUAGAAAGUGUUGAAACAAAUAAAACAAGAUAGCUCUUCAUUUGGCGUGAUGAAAUGCAUGUAGAAAAUAUCAAAUGUUAUGCAAAGUAGAAAAGAAAUAUGCUAUGGAAAGUGUGGUAUUGAUCAUUAAGGGAUGAAAUCUAUCAAAAUUAUUGUCUACAUCUACCAGUUCUUUUUAUUUGUUGCAAAUAGCAAACAUGAUAGGAACCUUUAUACUUUCUCUUUGGGGAAGACUAUAAUAUUUUCACUGCAUGUAUUUUGAACAAUUUUGUGAAAUACUUACUUAUUGGAGGCUCCCAUACAUUUUUAAACUUUUAAGAUUCUUUGGAUGCCAAUAUGUUGAAAUGUUUGCAACAUUUAAUGCAUUUUUCUAUUUUUGUUUUAACUUUUCAUAUUUUUAAAAGUAUAUUGACUAAAUUGCACUUCUUUUUUUAUCGAAGUUUUACAGUAUAUGUCUUCAUUGUCAUCAUCCUGAAUUAAUUUUAUUGACAAUGAAUGAUUCUAUGUUACAUAUAUCAGAUGCUGUAAUCCCAUUACAUGUAUAUUGUACAUUUGUAAUUAGUAUACAUUAUUUUAGAAAAUCAAAACUCGAGAAAAUGUUUAUUUGUCAUUUCAUAAAAUGUAAAUUUUCUAAAUAAAUUCCUCAAAUACAA
Messenger RNA from Ostrea edulis (European flat oyster), 3430 nucleotides. Its product is annotated as probable glutathione S-transferase 9. Gene Ontology annotation, molecular function: glutathione transferase activity. Gene Ontology annotation, biological process: glutathione metabolic process. Lineage: Eukaryota; Metazoa; Mollusca; Bivalvia; Ostreida; Ostreidae. The record is from RefSeq and is a predicted model, not a curated record. The coding region runs from base 1278 to 1898 and encodes 206 amino acids. The transcript is spliced from 5 exons.